Molecule: messenger RNA, 2465 nt
Organism: Aethalodelphis obliquidens (Pacific white-sided dolphin)
Lineage: Eukaryota; Metazoa; Chordata; Mammalia; Artiodactyla; Delphinidae
Gene: KERA
Product: keratocan
Exons: 4
Coding region: 517-1578 (353 amino acids)
Molecular function (GO): protein binding
Source: RefSeq, a predicted model, not a curated record
ACUAAUUGUCUAGGGCCAUAGGGAAAGCAUAUGAAAGUGAUCCUUCUUGGAAUUACAGCUGGAGGCUGCUUGACAUAUGCCGGCCUCACAGCAUACGGGAGACGCUGGGUUAAGCUGUAAGAACAGCGCUCCACGCCACCAGGCAGUAAAUGGAUUUCAGUUCCGCUUUAAUUUCUAAUGAACGGCCAUGACUACGCCACACCCAGCAGCAGGAGGAGACGAUCCUGCCGCAUUGACAGCCUUUUUUAAUGGCUGCCUUCCCGCUUAUCACACCUCAGCCUGAUUAAAUUGUUAUAUAAAGAGAAAUGUUUUUGCAAUAAAUAUCUGUCGGGAAUUUCAAUCGGGUUCCAAGGCCAAAACGACAAACAAAAAAAGAAUUGCCUGUCAUCAAGAAACUUGUAGCGUAGAAGACAGAGAGACAAUCACAAAUUGUUAGCUGGAAUUGAGUCUACAUUGGCAAACUUCAGAUCCAGACACAGGACUCAGCGAUACAUUCCUGGACAGCAAGGUACUAAAAUGGCAACCACAAUCUGUUUCAUCAUCUGGGUGUUAUUCAUAACAGAUACUGUAUGGACUCGAAGUGUGAGACAGGUUUAUGAGGCAAAUGAUCCAGAGGACUGGAUGAUGCAUGACUUCCAUUGUCCCAGGGAAUGUUUCUGUCCCCCCAGUUUCCCUACCGCUUUGUACUGUGAAAACCGGGCUCUCAAAGCAAUCCCUGCUAUACCAUCAAGGAUCUGGUAUCUUUAUCUUGAAAACAACCUGAUAGAAACCAUUCCUGAGAAGCCAUUCGAGAAUGCCACCCAGCUGAGAUGGAUAAAUCUAAACAAGAACAAAAUAACCAACUAUGGAAUUGAAAAAGGAGCCCUGAGCCAACUGAAGAAGCUGCUUUUCUUAUUUCUGGAAGAUAAUGAGCUAGAGGAGGUACCUUCUCCAUUGCCAAGAAGUUUAGAACAAUUACAAUUAGCUAGAAACAAGGUGUCCAGAAUUCCUCAAGGGACCUUUAGCAAUCUGGAGAACCUGACCCUUCUUGACCUGCAGCACAAUAAACUAUUAGACAAUGCCUUUCAAAGAGACACCUUUAAAGGACUCAAGAACCUCAUGCAGCUAAAUAUGGCUAAGAACUCCCUGAGGAAUAUGCCACCAAGAUUACCAGCCAACACUAUGCAGCUGUUUUUAGACAACAAUUCCAUUGAAGGAAUACCAGAAAAUUAUUUUAAUGUGAUUCCUAAAGUGGCCUUCCUGAGACUCAACCACAACAAAUUAUCAGAUGCUGGCCUCCCUUCUAGUGGUUUUAAUGUAUCAUCAAUUCUAGAUCUUCAACUGUCUCACAAUCAACUCACAAAGGUCCCCAAAAUCAGUGCUCAUCUGCAGCACCUUCACCUCGAUCAUAACAAAAUUAAAAAUGUGAAUGUCUCUGUAAUAUGUCCUACCACUCCUAUCACAUUGCCUGCGGAACACGAUUCCUUCAGUUAUGGACCUCAUCUUCGCUACCUCCGUCUGGAUGGAAAUGAAAUCAAACCACCAAUCCCAAUGGAUUUAAUGACCUGCUUCAGGCUCCUUCAGGCUGUCAUUAUUUAAACAUGUCUUCAACAAUCUAAAAUUCAUUUAAUGAGUUCAUAUUUCUGACCUGAAAUUUGGUUGCCAUUCAUAGGUUUAAGAUAAAAAUCACUUUUCUAAUUGCUUAUGGCCACCAUUUUUAUUUGUAUAGCUUACUUUUUUUCUAUUCAAAGUUGCUUUUCCCCAUGAUAUGUAGCACAGACUGCUUUUCUUUAAUUAGUAAAACAGACACAGAGUUAAGAUAGUUUAUCAGCUCAAAGAUAGUUCCUUUUUGUCUCUCUCACAGCUUAUUAAUACCAAAUAAUACAAAUACAUUGUGAUUCAAUAGGAAGGAUAUAUUUGUUUGCAAAUGUUCAAAAUUGCUUAUGCAGAUAUUAUAUUCACAGUAUAAACACAACAUCUAACAGGAGGUAGGAAUUUCUAGAGAAAAUGAAAAAAUGAGAUAUUUCUUUAUCAUAAUUAUAAAGAAAUAAUUAAAUUCAGAUUGUUAAGUAACAUUUGUAAGUAUAAGUCUGGUACUUAGCUCAAGAAUGGGUAUGAGGGCUUCCCUGGUGGCGCAGUGGUUGAGAGGCCACAACAGUGAGAGGCCCGCGUACUGCAAAAAAAAAAAAAAAAAAAGAAUGGGUAUGAAAUGCAUCGGAUACUUUGUAACAAGAAAAUUCUAGUCAUUUAAUGUCAAAUAACAGAGCAAUAGUCAUUUUUAGUUCAUUAUACCUAUUUCUUAAAUCUGCUGUUCUUAGAUAUAGUACAGUGUACUCUAGUAAUUAAAGUUCUACAUUUAUUGUAACACAUUUCUGACAGAAUCUUAGUGUUUUAACACUUGAAAUCCACUUGAAUUGCAAAUUGUUCAGUCUUAUAUUUGCCAGUGCUUUUUGGAUUUCUGAAAUAAAAAGAGUGAAUGCUUUCCA